AUGGAAACACAGCUGUCCAACGGGCCCACAUGCAACAACACAAGCAACGGCCCGUCCACAAUCUCCAACAACUGCUCCUCCCCCGUGGAGUCGGGCAGCAUCGAGGACAGCAAGACCAAUUUGAUCGUCAACUACCUGCCUCAGAACAUGACACAGGAGGAGCUAAAGAGCCUGUUCGGCAGCAUCGGAGACAUAGAGUCGUGUAAACUGGUGCGGGACAAGAUCACAGGUCAGAGUCUGGGCUAUGGUUUUGUUAACUACGUGGAUCCUAAAGAUGCAGAAAAGGCCAUAAAUACCUUAAAUGGGUUGCGGCUUCAGACCAAAACUAUCAAGGUGUCGUACGCUCGGCCAAGCUCCGCCUCAAUCAGAGAUGCAAACUUGUACGUCAGCGGUUUACCAAAAACAAUGACACAGAAAGAACUGGAGCAGCUGUUCUCUCAGUACGGCCGCAUCAUUACCUCACGUAUCCUGGUGGACCAGGUCACCGGCGUCUCCAGAGGAGUGGGGUUCAUUCGCUUCGACCGGCGAGUGGAGGCAGAGGAAGCCAUCAAAGGGCUCAACUGUCAGAAGCCGCCCGGUGCCACGGAGCCCAUCACGGUCAAGUUCGCCAACAACCCAAGUCAGAAGACGAGCCAGGCUCUGCUGUCGCAGCUCUACCAGUCGCCCAAUCGAAGGUACCCAGGGCCCCUCGCACAGCAGGCACAGCGCUUCAGGCUGGACAAUCUGCUCAACAUGGCCUAUGGAGUCAAAAGGUAA
Molecule: messenger RNA, 756 nt
Organism: Knipowitschia caucasica
Lineage: Eukaryota; Metazoa; Chordata; Actinopteri; Gobiiformes; Gobiidae
Source: the annotation of a GenBank genome assembly